Molecule: messenger RNA, 1944 nt
Organism: Colletes gigas
Lineage: Eukaryota; Metazoa; Arthropoda; Insecta; Hymenoptera; Colletidae
Product: EEF1A lysine methyltransferase 2
Exons: 4
Coding region: 202-879 (225 amino acids)
Biological process (GO): peptidyl-lysine dimethylation; peptidyl-lysine monomethylation
Cellular component (GO): cytoplasm
Molecular function (GO): protein-lysine N-methyltransferase activity
Source: RefSeq, a predicted model, not a curated record
AAAUACAAUGAAUGCGGCAAAGUUGUAGAUUAUGCACUAUCACGAUAAUGACAAGUCUGACGUUACUUACCGCUGCUUAUAGGUUAGGUUUCAAAGUAAGGUUAUAUUUGGUGGGUACAGAAAUUUUGCAUAUUGCGAUUACACGGCUUGGGUUUAUAGAAUACUAUAAACAAUCACUUGCCGCUAAAUUAAAAUACAAUCAUGACAGAUCAAAAUAAUCAAGAAAUGGCUUCAUCGGAGUUAGGUACUCUUGAUUAUUGGGAAAGAGUAUACGCGGAGGAACUUAAUAAUUUUAAGGAUCAUGGAGACGUAGGGGAGAUAUGGUUUGGUAGAAAUAAUUCACUAAAGGUUACACGUUGGAUUACCACGCAUCUUAAACUUAAUAAGAAAGAUGACAAAAUAAUUGAUAUAGGGUGUGGAAAUGGAAUGACAUUAGUAGAAUUGUCAAAGGAUUUUACAAAAUUGAUGGGUAUAGAUUACUCUGAAAAGGCAAUAGACUUAACUCGGGAAGUAUUAAAGAAACACAACCUAUUGCAUAUUGAUUUGAAAGUUUAUAAUAUAGUGGACUCUGAAGAAUGUGAUUUACUAAAGGAUUUUAAAGUAGCACACGAUAAAGGAACAUAUGAUGCUAUCUGUUUGCAUCCUGAUGAUCCAGCAACAAAAAGGCAGAAGUACAUAGAGAAUGUGCAUAAAAUUCUCUUGCCCGAUGGUUAUUUGGUCUUAACAUCAUGUAACUGGACCAAAGGGGAAUUAACAAACCAUUUUCAAAAUUGUAUGUUAUUUUAUUGUUGCUUUUUUUUAGCAAUAAAGAACAUUUUUAAAUCCUUUGUAGUCUCUUAUAUAAAAACGAAAUUUAAUUCAGAACCAUAUAUGCAAUAACACUUAUUCUCUUUCCAAGUUGAACAUAAUUGCCAAAUUUCAAACAUACUAAGGACAUUGUGGACUACAAAGGACUAUUAAUAUGUUACUCAUUACUUUACAGUAUAUUAGGGUUAUAUUCAAGGUGGAUCAAUAUCUUUGUCCACCUUGAAUAUCUCUGUUAUUUCUAAAGAUAUAGAGAAAUAUUUUAUAGAAAAAUUAUAUGAUAUGGAGAGGUUCAUAAUAUGCAAGUAACAAUUUUUAUAUACGUGGAGGGAUUUCGGAGAUUUUUUCUUAGUAAAAUAGCAUGUGUUUAGACAAUUUCAAUGACCCCCAAAACAAGGUCAUUCGGUAACAGAUAACAAAAUGCCAAGUGACUUACGUUAUUUGUUAAAAAAAACUUUGAUACGGGAUUCAAACAUUUUAAAAUUAAGUCCCAAGUUAAAAAUCAUUUUAUUAAAUGUUCAAAAUGGUGUCCGCGUACAUUGCCGCUCAUAAGUAUUAGGACACUUGGUCGAAAAGUUCGUUAAUUCUCGAACUGUUAUAAUUUCAUGGAAAGAAAUCGUACAACGAUCAUUUUGGGGUUAUUUUAAAAGUUGAACUCUCUAUUUUCACAUCUGCAAGUGGUAUUUCCUUGAAGAUCCAAAAAAAAAAUAUAUCAUAUUUAGACAGCCUCCAAAAAUUUAAAAAUUUUGUCAUGCAACUAAACCACCAUAAAUUCGAAUAUUAAAGCUUCAUCUUUGCAAUAACCCCAUUGAAAAUUCAUAUACGAUUUUUUUCGUUGUUUUAUUGCACUUUGAAUCAGGUGUGUGUCUUCAGCAUUGUAUUCUAGUAUUUCUGUAAGAAGUAAUGUUAUUAAAUUCUUGUUAAUAAGUUUAUUAAUUACUGAUAAUGCCCGUUCUCUCGACAAUUGGUAUAAUAAUGUUACACGGUAUUAAUAAAAUAUAAUAAUGUUUCAGAUUUUAAUGUCGUGAACGUGCUUCCCGCCUCCGAUAGAUUCCAGUUCGGCGGACAAAUCGGAAACACUGUAACACAAUUAGUCCUCCAAAAGAAACAAUGAAUAAAGAAUUUUUAAUAUACUAUGUA